Messenger RNA from Hemiscyllium ocellatum (epaulette shark), 1889 nucleotides. Its product is annotated as mitochondrial folate transporter/carrier-like. Gene Ontology annotation, molecular function: FAD transmembrane transporter activity; folic acid transmembrane transporter activity. Lineage: Eukaryota; Metazoa; Chordata; Chondrichthyes; Orectolobiformes; Hemiscylliidae. The coding region runs from base 87 to 1043 and encodes 318 amino acids. The transcript has 7 exons. The record is from RefSeq and is a predicted model, not a curated record. Gene Ontology annotation, biological process: folate import into mitochondrion; nucleotide transport. Gene Ontology annotation, cellular component: mitochondrion.
CCUCUGACGCGCGUGCCUGGCAGUUGCCCCUCUUCUAUUGGUGUCGCUUGUUAUUUGGCUCCAAGGGGCUCUCACGGAGAAGAGGAAUGUCCUCAGGAGCCGGGCAGGCCCCCGAUGCUGAGCUGAGCUGGACAGGUGCCCUGCUCAAGUUCUUGGAGCUGGUGAAGUAUGAGAACCUGGUGGCUGGUAUCAGCGGCGGGGUGGUCUCCACGCUGGCGUUGCACCCGCUCGAUCUGGUCAAGAUCAGGUUCGCAGUGAGUGAUGGGUUGCAGAUGAGGCCAAAAUACAAUGGAAUUGUACAUUGUGUCAGAAGUAUCUGGAAACAGGAAGGAAUUAGAGGCCUUUACCAAGGAGUAACCCCAAAUAUCUGGGGUGCAGGUUUAUCUUGGGGAUUAUACUUCUUCUUUUAUAAUGCUAUCAAGGCCUACAAACAGAAUGGUCAUCCAGAACAACUUAGUGCUACUCAACACCUUAUCUCAGCGGCUGAAGCCGGUGCAGUGACGCUGUGUAUUACAAAUCCAAUUUGGGUUACGAAGACUCGGUUAGUCCUGCAGUAUGAUGCAGGGAUUGAUCCAUCAAAGAAGCAGUACAGAGGAAUGUUGCAUGCCCUUUUGAAAAUAUAUCAGAAUGAAGGUGUUCGUGGACUCUACAAGGGAUUUGUGCCUGGCCUUUUUGGUACAUCACAUGGUGCUCUUCAGUUUAUGGCUUAUGAAGAACUAAAGAAAGAAUACAGCUUUCAUAAAAAUGUGGCAGUAGAUGCAAAAUUGAAUCCCUUAGAAUAUGUAACAAUGGCAGCAUUAUCCAAAGUUUUUGCUGUAACAGCAACAUAUCCAUACCAAGUAGUGCGUGCUCGGCUACAGGAUCAGCAUACCCAGUAUUCUGGAGUAAUGAAUGCUAUAGGAAGAACAUGGAGGAAUGAAGGAGUUCAUGGAUUUUAUAAAGGAGUUGUUCCAAAUGUGCUUAAAGUGACACCUGCAUGUUGCAUCACAUUUCUGGUAUAUGAGAAUGUAUCUCAAUUUUUACUUAGUUUCCAUCAGUGCUGAACUUUGAACUGUUUGUCAGCAUUUGAAUCACCGAGACUUAUUUUUUCACCAACCAAAACUGCAGGCAUGAGAAGAUGAUCAAAUACUAUCUAGUUAACACUUUCAACUUCCUACUGUCUUUCCCACCCCAUCCCCCAAGCUGUAGUAGUAUUUCUAAAUACUGGUCUUAAAAAUAUUAUUUAUUUCAUUUCAUAUUGUAUAAGUUUGCAGAGUCAGCAGAUAUUGUUAGAAGUUCAGUCUCUUUAAUUUAUGACAUGAGUAGAUAUCAUUGGCAUUUAUUGUCCAUCCUCAAAUUCAAAGGUAAACUUCUGAGUGUCAGGUGUUACUUCUGUAAAAUGCUUAAACUUAACAUUUUACUUUUUAAAGAAUUCAAUUUCUAGAAACUAAAAUCAGCAAAUUACAGAGCAAUUGAUGUCAAGUUGAAUUGAUAGUUGUUUUGUGUUCUUGCAAUGGUCUUUUGUAAUAAAGUACAUUUGUUAUAAUAAUGCACUUUUAAUGGAGAUUUAUAUGUUUGCUUAAUGAAUUAUUAGAAGUUAAUUAUGAUUAAAUGGGGAAAGUUUAUGUACUGUAUUCUGGAAAAUUUACAAGCCUCUUUAUGAAUGUAAUGUAAUCCUGCUAAAUCUGUAUAAUGUGGUGAACUUUCCACCAAGUGGCAGAGCUAAAUAAAGAAGUUAAUUUUUGGGCCUGUGUAAUUUCAUCUACAUUACAAAGGAAUGAAGCUUAGAGUCUGAGUAUCCGAUGUUGGUGGUUUUCAGUUCCUAAAUUAUAAUUUUAAGAAUUCAUACAUUGAAGCUUAUUCCUGCCUAAAAUACUUGUUUAAUUCCUGGUCUGAAAUGAGUAACUGUU